Abrus precatorius (Indian licorice) is the source of this 2379-nucleotide messenger RNA. RefSeq lists its product as uncharacterized. Bases 1 to 2379 code for a protein of 792 amino acids. The transcript has a single exon. The record is from RefSeq and is a predicted model, not a curated record. Lineage: Eukaryota; Viridiplantae; Streptophyta; Magnoliopsida; Fabales; Fabaceae.
AUGGCUAACAACACUCGCACCGUUCGUGAAGAUUUUGAGAGCUUUAAGGCUUCAAUGGAGACACGUUUUUCGGAUCUUGGAACUUCUUUGGAAGCACGCUUCAUGGAAAUUGGAGCUUCACUGAGAAACAAUCUGGAAGAAAUGUUUCGCAAUCAAGAAAGCAAUGCUAUGUCCAAUUCCGGUCAUCAUUCUCGAUCCUAUUCUUGUCGCACGCGUUUGGCUAGAAUCGAUUUUCCUCGAUUUAACGGAGAUGGCGUGAAACAAUGGUUAAUUCAAUGCGAGACCUUCUUUUCUGUGGAUGAUACACCGGAGGAUUGCAAAGUGAAAUUGGCAGUGGUUCAUUUUGAGGGCAAGGCCCUGCAAUGGCACAGUGCCUAUGUCAAGAAUGUGGGUUUAUUGAAUCUUCCAUCUUGGAGUGAGUACACCAAGAUCCUAAUUGCUCGUUUUGGUGAUGUAUGUGAGGAUCCUAUGGUUGAGUUGAUGAAGUUAAGACAAAAAGGUUCUGUUCAAGACUACCAUGAAACUUUUGAUCAACUAGUUUCUCAAGUGGAACUUUCGGAGGUUAAUCAACUAAGCUGUUUCUUGGGAGGUUUGCGUCAUGAUGUACAAAUGAUGGUGCGAAUGUUCCAACCCAGUUCAGUGACGAAAGCCUUCUCCUUAGCCAAGAUGUAUGAGUCUGCCAAUACCAAUUCUAGUGUUACCAAGACCUUCCCAAAGCCCACCAAACCAACCUCUUCCCAAACCUUUCCUUCAUCCAAACCUGACAAAAAUUCUGAACCCCUGCUUUCCACUCCUGGACCUCAAACACAGGCCGCCAAUAAAAACCAAACACAAACCACCAAUAGGCUUAGUCCUGCGUAUAUGAAUGACAGAAGGGCAAAGGGGUUAUGCUACUUCUGUGAUGAACCCUUCUCUACUGCACAUGCUCAGACUCAUAAAAAGCUUCAGAUACAUGUGAUUGAGGUGACUGAUGAUGAGGCUCCAGUGGAGGCUGAUUCUCGUAACCUUGAGGCAGCAAACUUGGAGGAUGGUAAUCCCUUAAUUUCUGUUAACGCUAUGACUGGUAUAGCUAAUUUCAGAACAAUGAGAGUGACAGGAUAUUUUGGAAAAAAACCUCUGCAUUUGCUAAUUGAUAGUGGUAGCACACAUAAUUUCUUAGAUGUGGAAGUUGCUAAGAAAUUAGGUUGUAGAAUUGUGAAAAUGGAUCCUGUUAAUGUGUCUGUUGCUGAUGGCACUCAGGUGCUGAUUGAUUCCAUGGUAAAGAAUUUUGUUUGGUCAUUACAAAACACUCAGUUUAGCUGUGAUAUUAUGUUGAUUCCUCUGGGCUGUUGUGAUCUAGUUUUGGGAGUGGAGUGGCUGGUAACACUUGGUGAUAUUACAUGGAAUUUCAACAAAUUGUCUAUGCAAUUUUUCUUCCAAGGCAGGAAACAUGUAUUAAGAGGAACUACUUCAGUAAAUGUGAAAACAAUUAGAAGACACCAUAUGACUAAGGCCUUACAGGAAGGGGCCCAUUUUUCUAUGCUGCAUCUUAGUGACAAUGAGGAAAGAUUGCUGCACUCCCUUACAAGUCAUACUUCUGAACAUUCAGUCGACCCUGCGGUAGCUGCUUUGUUACUGAAAUUUGAAGACCUAUUCAAAGAACCUACUAGUUUACCUCCAAAAAGACAGGGUCAUGACCAUAAGAUUCCAUUGCUUCAAGGCACUAAUCCAGUUAACAAAAGACCUUACAGGUAUGCAAAGCCGCAAAAAGACAUUAUUGAUGGACUGGUGAAGGAAUACUUGGCUUCCGGCAUUAUUCAACAAAGCAGCAGUCCAUUUGCCAGUCCUGUGGUGUUGGUAGGCAAGAAGGAUGGUUCAUGGAGACUGUGUGUUGAUUAUAGAGAGCUGAACAAGUCUACCAUAAAGAAUAGAUUUCCUAUCCCAUUGGUGGAUGAUCUUUUAGAUGAGCUGUAUGGUUCCUCAAUCUUCUCUAAAAUUGAUCUAAGAUCUGGUUAUAACCAGGUUAGGAUGGAUGAGGAUGAUGUGUACAAGACUGCAUUUAGAACCCAUAGAGGGCAUUUUGAAUACUUAGUGAUGCCAUUCGGGCUAACUAAUGCCCCUGCAACCUUUCAAGGAUUGAUGAAUGAGGUGUUUAAGGACUUUUUAAGGAGAUUCUUACUCGUGUUUUUUGAUGAUAUUUUAAUUUACAGCAGGUGUUUGGUAGACCAUUUGCAGCAUCUUGAACAGGUGUUAUUAACCAUGAGAAAGGAGUCUUUGUUUGCUAGGAGAUCCAAAUGUUACUUUGGUGUGGACAGAGUGGAGUAUCUAGGGCAUUUUAUCUCCAAGGACGGUGUAGCUACAGAUCCGGCAAAAAUUCAAGCAGUACAGCAAUGGCCUUAG